AUGAAAGACAGUGAAUUCGUUGGAGGAAAGCUAAAACUGAAGGAUUCGAAAAUAAAAAAAGGUAGCCACUCCAAAGAGUCCAAGUACGCAGCUGGGAGACAUGGCAAAAAAAAAAAAAAUAAAAUAAUCACGGAAGACAAAACGGAAGAUAAAGCGGACAGGAGGAAUUACGAUGAAGAAGGUGGAACAAUGUACAAUGACCAAGGAUAUGGCCAGGAGAAGGACUAUGUCAUGAGUGCAGAUGGAAAAACAAGUAUUCGUGAAAGGGGGAGUGAGAAGGAUGGCACAGGAAAGCUAGCCGAUGAAACAAAAUUGAAGGAAGUUUUGCAACUGAACUUAACCGAGGCGGAAAAGGCAUAUCAGCUGGUAUUAAAGAAAAGGGAGAAACAACGAAUUGAAAAAAUUUUGAAGGAGAGUUAUCGUGAAAGACUGCAGAAGUUUAAUGAUAACUUAGCUUCCCUCAGCGAGCACUUCGACAUUCCGAAGGUUGGACCUGGCUAG
Molecule: messenger RNA, 501 nt
Organism: Plasmodium knowlesi strain H
Lineage: Eukaryota; Apicomplexa; Aconoidasida; Haemosporida; Plasmodiidae
Product: conserved protein, unknown function
Exons: 1
Coding region: 1-501 (166 amino acids)
Cellular component (GO): nucleolus
Source: RefSeq, a predicted model, not a curated record